AUGAAUAUUGCACCAACGUCCCAGGGAGUUACACCUGUACAAACUCAAGUAAUUGUCACUUCAAAUGUUAACUUUUCAAAGUUUCUCAUUACCUUGUCCGACGGAACUGCAACACCUCUUCCAGCACCUCUUCUGUGGUGUGUUCCACACAAUAAAUGUGACAGCAAUCCGUGUGGUUCAAACUCCCACUGCCAGACCACACCCGGCAGUUACGAAUGCGUCUGCAAUGAUGGGUACGAAAAAGUCAACGGGAAUUGUGUUGAUAUUAAUGAAUGUGACUCAGGCAACAAUGCUUGUCUAAGCAAUGAAGAUUGCACCAACGUUCCAGGGAGUUACACCUGUACAAACCGGUGCGGGCCAGGCUUGACAUACCUGCCUGUGAACGACAGGUGUGGCAAGCUCCUCUCUGGGAAUAUGACCUACGAUGAAGGGAGGACGAUGUGCUUCAAAAUUUCGCUCUACGAGGGUGAUAUAAACUCAAAAGCAGAAGUCAACGGUUACGGUGAGGCUUUCUUGCCCAACGUUGGAGAUAUCGCCUGGAUCCACAGUGUGCCAUUCUCCGUGCUCGAUAAGUGCGAGACCCUGACGAAGGCAAAUAGUACCUCCUAUGUAGUUGGAAAUCUUGACUGUAACGUCAAGAUGAAUGCCAUCAUAUGUGACAGCGUAGGGGGGGUGUAGUGGGCGAUUUCCAGUGAUGUCAACUCUCCAUGGCUCAUUUCCCGAAGAGAAAUGAUUUGAUAUUGAAAAUGUUUCACCCUGGUGUUUUGUGGGGAAAAUUAUAGAUAUCUGAAUUCCUUGUAACGUCUCUUUGUUCUUCAAAUAAAAGUGUGAUUGACGU
Macrobrachium nipponense is the source of this 838-nucleotide messenger RNA. Its product is annotated as fibrillin-2-like. Lineage: Eukaryota; Metazoa; Arthropoda; Malacostraca; Decapoda; Palaemonidae. The transcript has 6 exons. Bases 1 to 678 code for a protein of 225 amino acids. The record is from RefSeq and is a predicted model, not a curated record. Gene Ontology annotation, molecular function: calcium ion binding.